Molecule: messenger RNA, 1116 nt
Organism: Bipolaris sorokiniana ND90Pr
Lineage: Eukaryota; Fungi; Ascomycota; Dothideomycetes; Pleosporales; Pleosporaceae
Exons: 1
Biological process (GO): triglyceride catabolic process
Molecular function (GO): triacylglycerol lipase activity
Source: RefSeq, a predicted model, not a curated record
CAAGCUCCUCUUGUUUCUCUCACCAUCAAGUUCUCAUGGAUCCAAAAUUUUGCUUCAAUAGGCGACUCGUACUCUGCUGGUCUCGGUUCGGGACAUCGCCUUGACUGGCUCUGCUCACGCUACACACACUCUUACCCCAACAUACUGCACACGUCUCUCUUAGGUACGAAUCCAAACCGCACUCAUAGAUUCCUCGCUUGUUCCGGCGCCACCAGCACCGAAAUCCUCGCUACACAGGUGCCAGCAUUGCCCUCAAACCUCGAUCUGCUCACCAUAUCAGCGGGUGGCAACGAUGUUGGGCUUACUGGUAUCCUAAGCGCAUGCAUCUACCAAUUCUACAUGGCUGCCGAGGACGCUUGUGCAGAGGCUAUUGGCCAAGCACGCGCUCGCAUCGCCAACGAGACAGAAUUAUACCACAACACAAGCCUCUUGAUCGACGCAGCAAAGCAAAAGAUGAAUCCGCACCAUGGCAGCAUAUAUUACACGGGAUAUGCAACUUUCUUCGGUGCAGACGAUGAAGCAUGUGACAACGUGACGUGGGCCAUAUGGAAAGACGUCGAGUGGGAGAAGCAAUAUCUCACUCGAGACCUACGCAGCAAACUCAACGACAUGGUUCGCAGCGUCAACAGCAUUCUAGCCCGAGCAGUCAAAGAAGCUGGACCGGGCGUCCGUUUCAUCGACUACGACGCAGAGAUUCGCCAGUUACGGGGCCGGUACUGCGAAAGUGGUGUUGUUGAACCCGCGCCGAACCGAGCUGGACUGGCGUUCUACGAGUGGGCGACUGUGGAUCAGGGCGAAAAUAGCACGGCGUUGUUGAAUCAGACGGGGGAUGCAGUGCCGAGAUUUUCGUUCCAGGGUGGGAUUGCGAGGGAGGUGGAGAAGACGUUGGAGAGGCAUCCGGAUUGGGAGAUUGAGCAUGGGAAGGGGUUUGUGGAUAAGGAUAAGGAUAAGGAAAAGGAGGGUGGUGAUGAUGGUGUUGGUGGAGAGGGAUGGCUCGGCGAUGAGGUUCACUGGUUGCUGCCGGAUAGCUACAAGAGGGUUUUUCAUCUUAGACUAAUGGGACAUGAGGUUAUUGCACGGAUGGUGGUGGAGGAUCUGGAGAAGAGAAGUAUAGGG